Messenger RNA from Acipenser ruthenus (sterlet), 3536 nucleotides. RefSeq names its product zinc transporter ZIP3-like. The record is from RefSeq and is a predicted model, not a curated record. The transcript is spliced from 4 exons. Bases 502 to 1428 code for a protein of 308 amino acids. Gene Ontology annotation, molecular function: zinc ion transmembrane transporter activity. Gene Ontology annotation, cellular component: plasma membrane. Lineage: Eukaryota; Metazoa; Chordata; Actinopteri; Acipenseriformes; Acipenseridae. Gene Ontology annotation, biological process: zinc ion transmembrane transport.
UGUGAGUACUGUUGUUUGCAUUUGUAUUCGCUGUACACAGUGCGGAACUGUAUUAAUUACAACACAACAACAAAGCCUGCUCGUUGGGGGAGCCUAUUUCACAGCGCACAGCAGUUGAUGGCCCGUUUGUCUUGACAGACAGGCUUCUCUACGAAUCACGUCGCGGAGAUAUUCCUCUCGAGCAAUCACUGUACGGCAAGGGGCGGAGAUUAGAUUAGGAAAACAACAGGAGGAGGCAGGUUCCGCGAAGGAAGGAAAGAGGGACAGGCAUUUUUUUUAAUAUCGUAACAGGCAUCUCGCUACCUUGUGAGGGCGGGGCUUUCUCGUCUCGAUUUUCAGCUGAAGGGCAGUGCUUUAUGAUGUGCUGAAAACAGAGAAGCCUUCAUCUCCUCGUCUCCCAUCUCCAUGCCUGGGCAGCUGCAGAGCCUGAAGCUGCGGAGCCCCUGCUGUCUGGUCUCGCCUCCUUGUUCAUAGAGCCCCCUCCCUCUUGCACCCCUCAGAAUGGAGGUUGUGGUGGCCAAGCUGCUGUGCCUGCUUGGCGUGUUUGUGCUCAUGAUGCUGGGCUCGCUGGUCCCGGUACGGAUGAUCCCAGUGGACUAUGAGAAAGUCCAGCGCUCCCGGAAGAUCCUGGCUCUGUGCAACUCCUUCGGAGGGGGUGUCUUCCUGGCCACCUGCUUCAACGCACUGCUUCCAGCCGUGCGAGAGAAGGUGGCGGAGGUGCUGAAGCUGUUGAGCGUGGAGACGGACUACCCCCUGGCAGAGACCAUGAUGAUGCUGGGCUUCUUCCUGACGGUGUUCGUAGAGCAGGCCGUGCUGACCUUCCGCAAAGAGAAGCCGUCCUUCAUAGACCUGGAGACCUUCAACGCGGGCGGCUCGGAGGCAGGCAGUGACUCGGAGUACGAUAGCCCCUUCAUCGCCAACUCCCACGGAGACCACCGCGGCCACGGCCACCUGCUCCCCUCCGAGCUGACCCGCGCCGGACCGCUUCGCCUGGCCAGCCUGGUCUUUGCCCUGUCCGCCCACUCCGUCUUCGAGGGGCUGGCCCUGGGGCUGCAGGAGGAAGGGCCCAAGCUAUUCAGCCUCUUCCUGGGCGUGGCCAUCCAUGAGACCCUGGCGGCCGUGGCCCUAGGUGUCAGCAUAGCCAAAGCCGCUCUGCCCAUGAGGGACGCAGCCAAACUGGCCACCGUAGUCAGCCUGAUGAUCCCCCUCGGUGCUGCAGUGGGCAUGGGCAUCGAGAGCGCCCAGAACCUGGCGGGCAGCAUCGCCUCGGUGGUGCUGCAGGGCGUGGCGGCCGGCACCUUCAUCUUCGUGACGUUCCUUGAGAUCCUGGCCCACGAGCUGGAGGACAAGCAAGACCGGCUCCUCAAGGUGCUGUUCCUCAUCCUGGGCUACGCAGUGCUGGCCGGCCUGGUCUUUGUCCAGUGGUGAGGUGAAGCACCACUAUCUUUAUUUGUGGAACAAGAGACACCAGUACUGGGAAGGCUUUCCUUGAGACCCCGUGUCAGCUCAGGUCAGUGAUCUCAGUGCUGUUUGCAAACCAUCCUGUACCAGGUGUGGCUGAUGGCAGUAAUCGAUCCCCUGCAGAGGAUGCAUAUCCCCCCCUGAUAGUUGAGGCGUCAUAAAUGCACGUCACACUUAAGUUUCUAUAUUGCAACCCCAUGGGCUUAUGAAAUGCAUUCCAUAGUGUAGAGUGUACUAAACGUUUAAGAAGAACAUCCAGGCAGGUGAAACUUGUUAUGGACAUUCAUUAGCACAAAACACAUCUUGAAAGUAUUAUAGUCUAAGACUUUCAUACUCAAAUUAGAUUUUGUUGUGGGCCACCUUUAGGAACUGCAUGGCAAGUCUGCAGACUGUGUGUAUUAUCAUACCAUAGUUAGUUAUUGUUAUGAAAACUUGCAUGAACAAUAGGAUCAGCAAUCCACUAACACCUACAACAAACUAACACAGUCAACUGACUGUUAAGUCAUUAUAAAAAAAAGGUAUGCUUGCAUGUAAACACAAGCCAUUUUCAAAUGAUUUAACAGUCUGUUAAUACAUACCAAUUUGAAGUAUAAUUUAUUUUAAUGGAAUACAUGCUAUGGAUGUUGGUGUUAGGACAGUAGCCCCAUGGAGUUCCAGUACUCACUCACUAUACAAUAGGUAUGGCGACCCACUUAGGUUAUUUUAUUUUUUUUGUCUUGUGAUUAAUUACGCAAGUGAAGGCGAUAUUUCUGACUACAAGCAGCUACACCUGGUAAGGGACUAUAAAUGGAGCACCGCACUCCUUCCCUGACACACAUACCAGAAUUUCGGAGGACAGCGUGUGCUCGUCAGCGCGAGGGUGGUAGCGGUGAGCUAUUUAAAGAUACGUUAUUUAAACAGUUGUAGCAACACGUGGGGACGGGGAAUGCUAGAUUUUUCGGAUCCCCACUGCUUACCCUUUAAGACCCCACUUAAAUAUAUUAGGGGUCAAUUCUAUUCUCUUAAGACUUACAAUUCAAAAUGAAGCGGGGUCCUCUUCACAACCGAUGGGCACUGUUUAGGUCUGUCCUGUAUAGCAAGGGACGUUGUAACUGUAAUAUAGGAGGGUAUUAUAAGCCAGGAUUGGAGGAAAAAAAACACACUAAACAAUCUGAAAUCUCUUAAAGAACAAAGGGUUUUUUUGUGUGUAAUUUGGGUUGUGUGUAGAUGGGGAUUAAUCAGAACAGUCACUUCAGACAGGUUUUUAUUAAUCGUUUUACUACAUCUGUUUUAAUGUACCUUCUGUAUUUAAUACAUGCAUGUUCUGUGCUUAUUUAUUUGAAGACAUUGGCACAUGGCUGCCUCCAUGAAGCAACUAAACAGCACACACCUCAAACUGAAAAUGCUAGCUGAUGGCUGUCAAAUGCUUUGCAUUCAAAGUUGCAAGGAACAGUUUCUUGAGUAUAAAGGGGCAAUAAGUGAAUCUGAAAUGUUUAUGGCCAGUGUGCAAAGAUUUUAUAUGCAGAACUACAUCUGAUUAUUUUGUUCCAAUAAUUGUCAACUUGCUUACUUUUGAAAAUGACAAACGCUGGAGAAAUGAAACGUUGGAUUCAACAAUGCCAGAAGUCAGUUUCAUAUCUGCUGUAUUCAAGGUAUUUCUCCACUGGAUGUGGUUCUUCAGCCUGUUUAUAUAGUUCUGUGCAGGGUUGGGGUCAGUUCCUUUUUAUCAAUUCCAAACUCCAAAUUCCAAUUCCUUUGAAGGAAUUGGAAUUGGAAUUGAUUAAAAGGGAAUGGAAUUGGAAUGGACCCCAGCCCUGGUUCUGUGUGUGCUGUGCAUUGUCCAGUUGUAAUUAUGGUGCAGGUUUUCUUACAGCAGCUGCUGUUUAGUUACCAAAUAACAAAACAAACAAAGUUAGCCUACAUGGAUUCUUCCAGUAAUGUGGUGUUCUGUUCCAUAAUUUAAACCAGCCAACAACAGGCAGCUUUCUACUAGAAUCCCUCCAGUAAACUGACAGUUAUGGUUUGUGCUAAGUUGUUGAUAGUAUAAGAAUCUAUUAAAUGGCUAUAUAGCAAUGCCAGUUUUUUUUUUUUUUUUU